Molecule: messenger RNA, 1694 nt
Organism: Vavraia culicis subsp. floridensis
Lineage: Eukaryota; Fungi; Microsporidia; Pleistophoridae
Exons: 1
Coding region: 653-1609 (318 amino acids)
Biological process (GO): sphingolipid biosynthetic process
Cellular component (GO): endoplasmic reticulum membrane
Molecular function (GO): 3-dehydrosphinganine reductase activity
Source: RefSeq, a predicted model, not a curated record
CUUGGGCAAAGGGCAAUGCCAAUCUUAAAUGAUGCAACCUCCUCAAACAACGAUAGCACUUGGAAUAAGAAGACCCUGCCACAACGAAAAUGCCCAAUGCUGACAAUUGAAAGCUGCAGAAUCGGAGAAGAGUGGCAUAAAUGUUCACGCAUGGCACAUCGGUGCAUGAGCAUACAAAUGAGGUUGUUAAGCAUAAUUGUUGUUAAGAAGCGGAAACAUCGGUGCUAUAGACAAGAGAUCGAGAUGUUUUGGCGUUAGAUGGUGUUAAAAGCAGGCGGUGCUACGGUUUGGUAUUCACUGCACAGGAAGGUGAUUGCCGCAUGUGAUAUGAAUACAUCAUGGGCUUGUACUCGUGAUGUGGCAAGGAUUGUGCUUAUGGUGUUGAUUGGGAAUGGCAAGGAUUGCGUAUGGUGCUACUCUGAUCAAAGCUAUGAAUCGCACUCUUCACAUGUAAAAAAGAAAUACGGCACAUUCAAAUUUACUUAAAUUAAUGGAGCAGCUCAUCGAGCAUGAGAAGAAACUCAAAAUGCGCGUUACUCCUUGCCUAGUACCAUUUCGCGUAUUACGUCAAUAAGCGAUGUGAGCUGCUCAUUUAUAUUACAAAACGUUUCAGUUCGCGUUAAAAAGACGGGUACGUCAGGCAUUCCCCAGCAUGCUGAGAAACAUUCUUUUUAACCUGCUGUGCACUUUUGCAUCGAUAGUGGUGAGCAGGUACAAAAGACCAAGGAAGUACCAAAACAAGAACAUACUCGUCAUAGGGGGUACGAGCGGGCUGGGUCUUUCGCUUGCGCUGAAAUUGUCAAACCAUAACUACGUAACGGUGUCGGGCAGAAGUACGUUUGAUGUCACCUACCUCCCGCUACGCUUUAUACGCAUGGAUGUAACGCAGGGAUGCACAGAUCUGGAGGAGUAUGAUGUGGUGUUUUACUGUGCUGGUUAUGCUGUUGCAAAGUAUUUCGUGGACCUGGAGUGGGACGAGAUUAUGCACGAAUUUGAUGUGAAUUACUUCGGUGCCCUGAGGAUGCUGAGAACAUUAGCAGGAUGUGACAGACACACCAAUACCAGGGAUACCGGUGCACAGGACGAGUCGCUGUUUAGCGCGGCAGUGCGCAUCGGGCGCAGGGGUGAUGUUACAUCGCAUGCAGAUACCCGUGCUGAGCACAUCACAAAGCCAAGAGAUGUGGUGCUCAUAGGCACGCCUUUAACAUUCUUCUCCCUACCAGGAUACGCCGCAUAUUCACCCUCCAAGUCUGCGCUGUACAAUCUUUUCUCAACAGUGCGCCCUGAGCUGAGCAAAAUGAAGAUUGACCUAUACUUUUACAUCUUGUCCACCACGAAGACGCGAGGCUAUGACACGGAAAAUAUCACAAAGCCGGAAUUUACCAAACAGAUAGAGAUGUGGACGGAUGAGACCUGUGUUGAUGAACGGAGUGAUAGGUUAUUGAACGGAAUGGCCUGGAGCAACGUGGUGACGAGCGAUUGCUUGGUUGAACUAAUGAGAGGCAACAUGGAGUGUGGGAUCAGAGGAAUUGUGAUAGGCUGUGUGGGCAGCAUUGUGCUUUUCUUUUACAGACGGUACCUGAACUACCUGUUUAUACACGAGAAGUGAUUCGCUUGUGUUUAAGUGAGCAUGAAUAGAUAAGAUUGGAUUGUAACGAUCUGCUGCCGUGUUUGUGUGCAUGGAAAUAAUAAAA